GCCAACAAUACCAUUGCUAGUGACUCGACUGUAUUUGUGCUCAACGUACAAAUUCUUACAGUAUAUCUUCAACCGCAGGCUCCUGUAGGAGCCGAGAAGUCAGUCGCCAUGAAUAUGAUGUCUACCGAGCUUCAUCAAUCUGGGUGAGCUGAGAAAUUCGCAGCUAGAGCAGAGCAGCAAUGCCGCCCAAGAAGGCCGAUGAUCACUGGUCCUUCCUGGAAGAAAUUGAAGCGCCGAUGUGGGCGGAUCUCACAUUAGAGGCUGAGUACAGUGGUCAGGAUGUCGCAGAGGAGUGGUUCAAUACAACUCACCUGUUUCACCAAUGUUCGUCUUGCCAGUUAAAGUCUGGUUUCUCUCGUCAUUCUAAGGGGAGGCCAACCAUGGACUUUGACCUUGAGGGACCACUUUCACCUAAGCUGGCAUCCUCAGUUUCACGAUCGAGGGGAAAAGAUUACAGGGAAAAAAAACUGGGACGUGAUAAUUGCGAAUGGAUGUUUCUGAAAACUCACCCUUUGAAGGACAUAGGUAGUAAAUCUUCACACCAAAGACUGGGUUCUUGUCAAGGAAAAAAACCGAGAGUAACCCUGACGAAACCAAAGGGAUCUUCCAUCUCGAGGACAGCUUUUGUUCGUGAAAAUGGAGAGUCCCAUUCUCUGAAUGCUAAGUUCACUUCCAAGAGUUCAGUGAGUGGCGUGCUUACAAGUUCUACAUCAACCAAGACAAGUGGAAUGGAUAGUCAAAGCGGAAUUACAUUUGAGAGCAUUCAGAUGCAGCAGCAAAAUGUACUAGAUGUUUCAAGUCAAGCAUUUAAUAACUCAAGUGGGCUUUUGUCUAUCGUGAGAAGAGGUCUCAGGAAAAGCUGUGUCACAAGACAAGCAUCAAGAAUAGAGAUCAGAAAUGAUUCAGAUCAAACAAGGGGAUAUGGAUCUUCAUCUGGAAAAUCCAGCGUGAGUUCAUCAUCAUUUCCUGGUUGUGAUGUGAGAACUGCAAGCUCAACAUCAGCUGAGGGCAAGGAGACUACCCCAGAUAGCAGACAUGUGGCUAGGAUGGGCCAAAAAGAUAGGUGUGGAUCAAAGUCCUCCAAUAUCUCCAAGAUGCCACCUGUUUUUGUACUAAAAGGAACAUCUAAUUCUGGCCGAAGAGGUAUAACUGAUUUUGCAAAACCAACUUGCGAGAAAGCUGCAAAUGUAAAGGUGCAACAGUCCCUUUCUAGAAAAGCUCUGCACCCUCUUGGAGUUAAGGGCCAAGAGGUUUCAAUUAGCUCUAGGAAAGAUAAGGAACCUGCGAAAAUUUCCAGUUCCAAACGGCUAAUGGGCAAUGGUAAAGAGAAUGCAAGAGGUAAAAUGGCUUUGACUGAUAGAUUCAAUGGCAAAAAAGGAGGCAAUGGAGGGGUCAACUGGGGACAGAAAGAGAAAAAACAGGAUUUACAAACUUGUGGCGGGAGAGCGUUGGCUGAUUCAAAGGACAAGCUCAAAGCUCAAGUUGGAAGGAAGAUUAGCAAGAUUGCAACUCAAGAGGUGUACGUUCGUUGAUGGGCAAUCUGUAAAUGCCAUAUCUAAUGUUAACUUGACUGAAGGGCAGCAGCAUAAUCACGUGUGCUGCCAAACGAGCGUUCGACAAAUCCAGCAAAAGAAUUCUAGACUUGCCCGUACAGUCCCUUUGUCAUGGAGCAACAAGUCGCUUUCGCGGGGGUUAGUGCCGGCCUGAGGUAAGCCGUUGUUCUCGAGCACCCACUUCCUGGAAGCGAAUCUUGUUUUGUUGCAAUAGGAUCGCAAAAACAAAACUUGCUUUCCCUCCCCUGUUUUGGUUUGGAUUAAGGAGAGGGUGAACGAAAAGUUCUAAGGAGAGGCCGAAGCCGCGUGAUGGAGAAAAAUAAGAUUCCUGAUUACGAGCUUGCGUUCUCUCUUUC
Molecule: messenger RNA, 1909 nt
Organism: Punica granatum (pomegranate)
Lineage: Eukaryota; Viridiplantae; Streptophyta; Magnoliopsida; Myrtales; Lythraceae
Source: RefSeq, a predicted model, not a curated record